Messenger RNA from Phyllopteryx taeniolatus (common seadragon), 1616 nucleotides. RefSeq names its product transcription factor 7-like. The transcript has a single exon. Bases 681 to 1490 code for a protein of 269 amino acids. Gene Ontology annotation, molecular function: RNA polymerase II cis-regulatory region sequence-specific DNA binding; DNA-binding transcription factor activity, RNA polymerase II-specific. Gene Ontology annotation, cellular component: catenin-TCF7L2 complex; beta-catenin-TCF complex. NCBI's taxonomy places the organism in Eukaryota, Metazoa, Chordata, Actinopteri, Syngnathiformes, Syngnathidae. Gene Ontology annotation, biological process: canonical Wnt signaling pathway; regulation of transcription by RNA polymerase II. The record is from RefSeq and is a predicted model, not a curated record.
AGCAGUGGCACAAUUGCACAAUUUAUGGCAUAUCAUAAUUAAUGCUGUUUCGGGUCUCUCUCUCCUUGGUAAAGAAUUAAUCUUGACACAGCUAGCAGAUGACUCGUGGGCCCAAAGUGGGUCGUGGACCCAUUUCGGGUGGGUCGCGGACAGCAAGUAAAAAAGCAAAUACAUGUAUUCCUAUACUGAUCUUUCCGGUACAGUCCGGCUAAGUUCCUACAUAAAAUAUAACAGGAAAGUGACGAAAGCUUGAGUGCAGCUCAUGGAAAGCAAAAAGGACUUAACAGUAGAGCACACCCAUUUAAAACGGCAUUUAAAAAUACAAUAUACCGUACAUAUGCUUUCAGAGGCUAUCGUUAAACAAACAAAAAAAUCUUUAUUCUUAAUUUCUCUGAAAGUGGGUCGUGACUUCGGAAAGGAAAGUACAGCGCUUGCUGUCCAUAAAUCCACAAUUAUGUAAUCCUGAUGAAAUUCAAAUAGGCAGUCUUUGAACCUGAAGGUUGGGUGACCAGGUCACGAUGAGCUAACAAAGCACUUUAAUGACUUUAAAGAUGAAAGCUUUUCAGGCUCCUUUUUAGACUACCUCAGAUUUGCACACACUCCAGUCCACAGGUUCAGGGUCCUUGAUGAGAACUAGUUGGCGAUUUUAGGCGCCCGGCCGGCAGCCAGUAGUGACCAUCAUGGAGCACCUUCAGCCGCUGCCCACCGAUGAGGAUGUCAACUGGGACAAGCUGCUGGACAACAUCCUAAUGUCGGCCGACACCAUCCUGUGGGGUACCACACCUGCCUGUCCUCCGCCCACUACCACUGCAGUGAGUGAGCCCAAAGAGGCGAUAGAUUCGCUGCCCCUAGAUUCGCCGCCGCUGGGGUGGGGGCCCUCGGAAACGGACGACGAACUCGCCAACGUUCUAGACGACUUUUGGUUGCCCGACUACCUGAGCGGCUCCAUCAACAUCCAAGACCCGGAGGACAACGUCACGGUGACGAACCAGCCUCCUCCCGGGAGGCUUCACGUCGAGCCGGCGAUGUGUGGGGCCCGGACGGCGUCCUCCUCUGACUCCACUGAACCUCCGACAGACGCCUCACAGUCCAUCCAGCAGGAAGUGGAUCAGCCGUAUAUCAAGAAGCCGCCCAACGCCUUCAUGCUGUUCCGCAAAGAGCAGAGUCCCAAAGUCGUCGCCGAGUUCAACAUCACCAACUCUGCGGUGGUCAAUAAAAUUUUGGGGAAGAUGUGGAAGUCGCUGCCAAAGAAGUUGCAGGCAAAGUACUACCAGCAAGCCGAAGAGCACAGAAUCCUCCACAACCUGCAACAUCCGGAUUGGUCCUGCACGGACAACUAUGGCAAAAAGAGGAAGCGUGAUCGCAGCAGCCACAGUGCUGAGGAACCGCUGUGUCAACACUACCACAAGAGCGUUGUUGCGGGGGCACACGCACACACAAACGGAAACGCGUGGCUGCUGACAGACAUCACCACGGAUUGGGUUCCGUAACAUGAAGACACGGCGCAGGUCAAGACCGGACCUUGUGUCUGAGACACAUUCACGAAUGGUGCUGGAAUGCAAGACGAUAACCGUUACGGACAGUAUUGCGGGGGGGGGGUCCAGGCACGGUUUUAG